UAAAUAAAGGGAGAAAAAAAGCACCUCACAAAACCCUACAAGUAUAAAGCAUUCUCAGUGGUCUCUUCUCGCUUGUGUCCGGAUAUCCAAUCCUCCACCACCAAAGGUGGCAGCAAUGGCGAGGGCCCCCACAAUGGUGAUCCAGGAAGACUACAUCGACAUGGACCUCACCCCGACCACCACGCCGCUGCCCCCCUCCUCCCCACGCCUCCGGGAGUUCGAGUUCCACAGCUCCGCCGCCGGCAGCAAGGCCUUCGCGUCGCCGGCCGACGAGCUGUUCUACAAGGGCAACCUCCUCCCCCUCCACCUUCCGCCGCGGCUGCAGCUCGUGCAGAAGCUGCUCCAGGAGCAGCAGGUGCAGGUGCAGGGGAUCAAGAAGGCGUCCUCCAUUGCUGCUGCAGAGGUGGAAGACGACGACAUUGUUGACAUGAGCAAGGUCUGCGCCAAGAAGUAUUCGUGGUCCAAGAGGUUGAAGAUGAUGAAGAGGUGGACGUCGAGGGACUACAUCAAGUCCCUCUUCUUGGCCGCCGCCAAGCCGAGCGACAUCGGCGUCGUCGCCGGCAAUGGCGGCGGGAGCGUGAUGGAUCCAGCUGAAGAGCUCUGCGGCCACCGCAAGUCCUUCUCCGGCAUCAUCCGGCGGGUGCGGCUGGUGGCGACGAAGGCUGCGUCGGCGCCGGCGACCCCGCCGCUGUGCUCGACCUCCUCGUCGUCCUCGUCCACGCCGUCCUGCGGCAACGCGAGCGGGUUCCUGGCCAGGCCUGGGGCGGCAUCGGCGGCGCUGAAGCGGAGCAGCAGCGCCGGGUCGGAGGAAGGCGCCAUCCAGGGCGCCAUUGCGCACUGCAAGAGGUCGCAGCACCAGCACCAGCACCUGCAGCUGCAGCAGAGGAGGAGCGUCAGCGACGUGGUGUUCUACUCGGUGACCAACACGCCCAGGGUGUCCUCCGUCGCCGCCGGCGAGGCCGCCCAGGAGAGGCAGGAGAUGUGCAGGGGAUGAUGAUUCUCUUCUUGAUUUGACGUCAUGACUCAUGAUGUUGACAAGAACAGGGGAAAAAAGAUCAUAUUUUUUGUUUCGUUUCUGCUUCUGUUUUGGCUGUUGGGAGUGCCUGUGAAGAUGAGCAAAUGUGUUGUGAAUGAAUUGCUGUGAGGAUUCAUGGA
This is a messenger RNA of Oryza brachyantha (malo sina), 1155 nucleotides long. RefSeq names its product probable membrane-associated kinase regulator 3. Gene Ontology annotation, cellular component: plasma membrane. The record is from RefSeq and is a predicted model, not a curated record. Bases 116 to 994 code for a protein of 292 amino acids. Lineage: Eukaryota; Viridiplantae; Streptophyta; Magnoliopsida; Poales; Poaceae. Gene Ontology annotation, molecular function: kinase inhibitor activity. The transcript has a single exon.